Messenger RNA from [Torrubiella] hemipterigena, 351 nucleotides. Lineage: Eukaryota; Fungi; Ascomycota; Sordariomycetes; Hypocreales; Clavicipitaceae. The record is from the annotation of a GenBank genome assembly.
AUGGACGACCAUGGCUUUAUCCUUGGCAUCUUGCUGUCGCAUAUUGACCGUGCAGAUCGCCCGUUAUCAGCACGAGUCCAGCCUGAUGUUCCAAAUGAUCCACCGCCUACCAUAAGACGGAAAUGGAUGGAACAGCUGGAGUCUAUACUUGGAGCUCUACAUGAUGGAGGGUUAGUCUGGGGAGAUGCCAAGGCGGAAAACGUCUUGAUUGACCGGGACAACAACGCAUGGAUCACAGAUUUUGGGGGAGGCUACACGGAAGGCUGGGUAGAUAAGGAACUGGCCGAGACUGUGGACGGCGAUUUGAUGGGCAUGGCCAAGAUAAAGCGGCUCCUAUUCGCGUCUGGCUAA